AUGUAUAAAAUCCUUCUACAACUCUUGGAGCAGAGAUGCAAAAAGGAUACAAGUUGGCAUGACGCGCCCAACUCAAAUAGGCCUAAAGUAGGUUUAGGAUGGAUACGUGCGUAUUUGUUGGUGCUCUUGAUUUGCAGACUACCCGAACUUGCAAGUGUGGCAGGAUCCAACGUUGAACACGAAGGACUUUGUCCUAACAAACUGAAUUCAAAUCUCUGGGUUGAUGCGCAAAGCACCUGCGAGAGAGACUGCAACGUUGAUGAGGACUGUGCUGACUUUGAGAAAUGUUGCACCAACGUGUGUGGCCUCAACAGCUGUGUGGCUGCUCGUUUCUCUGAUGGCACCUCUGCCCAGCCAGAUGGGCAGGGUGGAGGUAAGGGAAGCGCUGCCCCCACAGUUACCUGUGAUGACUUUAUCUGCAGUCAGCAGGGAGCGACCUGUGACAUCUGGGAUGGCCAGCCCAUCUGCAAGUGCCAGGACCGAUGUGAGAAAGAGCCCAACUUCACCUGCGCCUCAGAUGGCCUCACAUAUUUCAACCGCUGCUACAUGGAUGCGGAGGCCUGUAUCCGGGGGGUGUCUUUAACUGUAGUCCCCUGCCGCUUCUACCUCGCCGGACCCCACACCAGCCCCCUGCCUCAGGACACUACAGCUCACCCGACUCCAACAUCCUCCCAGGAUGACCCUAUGCCCCCCUCACUGUACUCCAAUCCUAACCAUCAGUCCAUCUAUGUCGGAGGCACAGUCAGCUUCCACUGUGAUGUCAUAGGACUCCCCAGACCUGAUGUAACAUGGGAGAAACAGAGUGAACGGCGUGAGCGGCUUGUCAUGAGGCCUGACCAGAUGUAUGGCAACGUGGUGAUCACCAAUAUCGGACAGCUUGUUAUUUACAAUGCCCAGGUUUGGGAUACGGGCAUCUACACUUGCGUUGCACGCAAUUCUGCAGGAGUUCUGCGUGCGGACUACCCACUUUCUGUCAUCCGCCGGGCUGAUGACGAUUUCUCUGAAGACCCUGAGAUGCCUAUGGGGCGGCCAUUCUCACCAGCAGACUGCCUGGCCGAACUAGACAUGAGAGUGUGCAGCGGUGAGCGCCAUGUGGAUUGGUACUACGACAGCAAGCUGGGUUCCUGCAUGGCCUUCAGCAACAGUGGAUGUGACGACAGCCGCAACCGAUUUGAGACUUAUGAGGAGUGCAAGGCCUCCUGUCAGAGAGAGGGGAUGGGUAUCUGCUCCCUGCCUGCUGUUCAGGGCCCCUGCAAAGCUUGGGAGGUGCGUUGGGCCUGGAACUCCAUCAUGAAACUGUGCCAAGCGUUUGCCUAUGGGGGCUGCCAUGGGAAUGCUAACAGCUUCCGCACCCAAAAGGAGUGUGAGGCAAACUGUCCGCAAGCCAAAAAGAAACCCUGUAAGACCUGUCGGGUGAAGGGGAAAAUGGUGCCCAGCUUGUGUCGCAGUGACUUUGCCAUUGUGGGGCGACUGACAGAGCUGAUUGAGGAUCUGGACUCUGGCUUAGCCCGCUUCACCUUGGAAGAGGUUCUCAGAGAUGAAAAGAUGGGAUUGACUUUCUUCGAUACAAAGCACCUAGAGGUGACUAUUGCCAAGAUUGACUGGAGCUGCCCCUGCCCCAACAUCACCAUGGAGGAAAACCCUUUGUUGGUGAUGGGUGUAGUGCAGGAUGGCAUAGCCAUCAUCCAAUCAGACAGUUAUGUCAGAGCCAUAACUGAACGCAGACUCAAGAGACUACGUGAGGUUCUGGGCAAAAAGGCCUGUGGGACGUUUUAA
Molecule: messenger RNA, 1776 nt
Organism: Scomber japonicus (chub mackerel)
Lineage: Eukaryota; Metazoa; Chordata; Actinopteri; Scombriformes; Scombridae
Gene: wfikkn1
Product: WAP, follistatin/kazal, immunoglobulin, kunitz and netrin domain containing 1
Exons: 2
Coding region: 1-1776 (591 amino acids)
Cellular component (GO): extracellular region
Molecular function (GO): protein binding; serine-type endopeptidase inhibitor activity
Source: RefSeq, a predicted model, not a curated record